GGCCCCGCCGCCCCACUGCGGCCGAGGCGCUAUUUAAGGCGGUCGCCCCGGAGCGGGAGCGGGAGCCGGAGCCGGAGCUGCGGUGAGUCACGGCCCAGCAGGCGGCGGCUCCUGGACCCCAGCGCCCACCUCGCGGCGAGGCGCGCUUCCCCCGGCCAUGGCCUCCCCGGGGCAGAUCAUCUUCUGGAGCAUUAUUAGCGUCAUCAUUAUUUUGGCUGGAGCCAUUGCCCUUAUCAUCGGUUUUGGUAUUUCAGGGAGACACUCCAUUACAGUCACCACUCUCACCUCCGCUGGAAACAUUGGGGAGGAUGGAAUCCUGAGCUGCACUUUUGAGCCUGACAUCAAACUUUCUGAUAUCGUGAUACAGUGGCUGAAGGAAGGUGUUAUGGGCUUGGUGCAUGAGUUCAAAGAAGGCAAAGACGACCUGUCAGACCAAGAUGAAAUGUUCAGAGGCCGGACAGCAGUGUUUGCUGAUCAAGUGAUAGGUGGCAAUGCCUCUCUGAGGCUGAAAAAUGUGCAACUCACAGAUGCUGGCACCUAUAAAUGUUACAUCAUCACCUCAAAAGGCAAAGGGAAUGCUAACCUUGAGUAUAAAACUGGAGCCUUCAGCAUCCCAGAGGUGAAUGUAGAUUACAAUGCCAGUUCUGAGAACCUACGGUGUGAGGCUCCUCGAUGGUUCCCACAGCCUACAGUAGUCUGGGCAUCCCAGGCUGACCAGGGAGCCAACUUCUCAGAAGUCUUCAAUACCAGCUUUGAGCUGAACUCUGAGAAUGUGACCAUGAAGGUUGUGUCUGUACUCUACAAUGUCACAAUCAACAACACAUACUCCUGUAUGAUUGAGAACGACAUUGCCAAAGCUACAGGAGAUAUCAAAGUGACAGACUCUGAGAUUAAAAGGCGGAGUCACCUACAGCUGCUGAACUCAAAGGCUUCCCUGGGUGUCUCUUCUUUCUUUGCCAUCAGCUGGGUACUCCUGCCUCUCUCCUCUUACCUGAUGCUAAAAUAAGCUGCCCUGGCCACACAGAAACAUGCAAAGUCAUUGGUAUGACAGGGGGAAAUGAAUUCAUGUCUAGAAGUUUGGAGUGAACAAAUAAGAUCAAGAAGCAAAAAGAAGCCAAAAGCAACCCACAGAAGACUCCAAUAUAAACAAGAUAAAUCUAUCUUCAAAGACAUAUAUUAAAAGCUGGGAACAUAAUUCAUCUGAACUGGAUAAGUGUUAGGAUUAAGUAAAAUGCACAUGGAGAUAAGUGGAUCUCCAUAUCUCAGGGACCUUCUCUUAGCCACCCCCCACCACCACCAUCCAGGGAGUGACAGGAUGAGAUAGUGCCUCUCCCUUGUCUCUAAAUCUUUAUAUUGUUAUAAUGUUGCUCUGAGUUCCAAGAAAGUUUUGACUGCAAUACCUCCACUUCUUAUAAUCCAUAAACUAUAGUGGAUAUAGUAAGAAGCUGCUAAUUAGCUGCCACUUCAUAGUUCAGAGGUAGCUAAAUUUUAGUUUGGGUCAAAGAAUUCACUUUUCAUUAGGAUGCUUCCAAAAAUGCCUUGGAAUUGCCUCCUAUCUGACAAAUGCUAAAGAAAUAUGGAAAAGGUCCUAAUUUUAACAUAAAACAUGUAGUUUAGAGACAUUGGUUUUCUCAAUUAUGUCAGCAUCUUCUUUUUAAAAUAAACAAAUGCCAUUUUAUUCCUCAGAUGACAUGCAUCCUUAAGUGGCCCAGGAAAGGACCUCUCAUCAUCACUGUAUAUGGCAUUAUGCCAUCACAAGGUUUGAGGUUUCAGCAUUCUGUCUUGCAUGGACAGCGAUAACCUCAGCCUUCAACAGCAUCUAGAGCAGUGGGACUUAGCUGGGGUGAUUUUUCCCACCCCUUCCCCCCCAAUACAGGACACAUGUCUGGAAAUGUUUGGAGACAAUUUUAGUUGUCACAACUUGGGGGAGAGGGGAGGGUGCUAAUGCUAUAGACAGAACCUAGGGAUGCUGCUCAACAUCCAAAGCAGGAUAGCCACCCACAAUAAAGAAUUAUCCAGCCCCAAAUGUCAGUCGUGCUGAUACAAGAGAAACCCUGAUGUAGAGUAGAAAAGAUCUAGAAAAGAGGGGAGCAACCAAACCUGUUUGCUUCCUACAAAUAUACACUAUCCUCUGUUCCUUUGGCUGCUGUGUCAGCACAGAGAGCCAGAGCUCAGUUUCAGGCAACCAGGAAUUCCUGAUGGGGUUAUCUCCAGCUGGUUCCUUUCCAUUCGUUCUACAGUACAAAUCGGGUUCUGUGAAAACUUCCUGCGUUUUAUCUCAAGCUCUCUCACUGUGAAUUCAGGUCUCAGGAUCCUGUCUAGUCCCACUCAAAUUAAGGCAGCAAAAACAUGUCCCUUCCUUGAAAUACAUGGAGACUUCUGAAAGCAGGGGCAAUGAACCUUCAAAAUGAGACCCUGAGGAAUAAAGCUUUGAUUAAGAAUGUUCUGUUCACAUCCCCCUUUUCCAUACUUUUCAUGUGUUGAUGUCUGCCUCCCUUUGGACCCACCAUGUCUGUAUUCCAUUUUGUUAUAGAAAACUUAAUUUUUGAGUUCUGACCCUUCAUGAGGAUUAAAUACAUAUUUCCUAUAC
Canis lupus familiaris (dog) is the source of this 2590-nucleotide messenger RNA. RefSeq names its product V-set domain containing T cell activation inhibitor 1 (gene VTCN1). The transcript is spliced from 6 exons. Bases 158 to 1006 code for a protein of 282 amino acids. NCBI's taxonomy places the organism in Eukaryota, Metazoa, Chordata, Mammalia, Carnivora, Canidae. The record is from RefSeq and is a predicted model, not a curated record.